AUGAUCGAUCCGCUGUCCAUUGCCGGCCUGACCAUCUCGAUAUUUGACCAGCUCCUCAAGCUGGGCGAACGGACUGCGCAGCUCAUAGCCGAUGCGAAGACAUUUGACGAUGAUACUGAUGCCCUUUACGACAAGCUAAAGGACGAGAAUAACCGCUCGCGGCAGCUAAGACACCUACUUUUCGAAUCUUCCCCUAUAUACGGCGGUCAAGCGCUCUUCGAGAAAUUUGACGAAGAUGUUCAGGACCAGAUCAAGAUAUUCUUGGGCCGACUGGUGAGCAUUCUACACGAGGGGUAUGAACUUUUGCAUCGACGUUAUGGAACAACUGGAACAAUCAUCCGGAGCCCUUCUCCCCAGAGUUCGAUAUCCGAUCUAUCAAUCUCCCAAAAGAGCUCCAGUACUCUCGAUCUGCUCAAGACGUUCCCGAAAUCUUCCAUGAUGGUCAUCCGUUGGUCGUUGCGAGACAAGAAAAGGACGGAGGAAGUGCUCAACAAUUUUGCAGAUUUGAAUAGUCGGAUACACGAGAACAUAAAGUUAUGGAGUCUUGCAACGUCAAUUGGGCUGGACAUUCAACAUCUUGAACGGUUGAAGAACGACAAAUACUCUAUUGACCUGGGUUUUAACGUUGAUGCAACGCUCCAAAUUGCUGCAGGCGAUGCACAAUCAAUCGAUGGAACCUUGGAACUUGGGGAACAGGAUUGGACGAACGCGAUAAAUUCCUCAAAACCGGUGGAAGAACGCUUCGGCUUGAUGCAGCUGAAUGGCAUGAGGUUUCUACAGGAGAAUCGAUCGUACGAUGAACAUCGACAUGGAUCUUCAUCUACGGAAGUAGACCCACGUACUCGAGAUCGCGUCGAUGGUCUAGCAAAGCUACUCCAACACCCGAAGGAACGCGUGUUUUGUAUUCCCCGGUGCGUUGGUUGGAAAUAUGUUCCCAGCGCUCGUCGUAUCGCAUUCGCAUUUGAGAUCCCCGCAGAUAUCACGACCGAGCCGGUUAGCCUGCGACGAUUGCUCGACGGCACAGAGAAACCGGAGCUCGGGGACAAGUUUCAACUGGCAUUCGGCCUUGCAAGAUGUAUUGCACAGCUACAGAUGGUCAAAUGGGUACAUGAGAGUUUUCGCAGCGAGAACAUCCUGUUCUUCCCUCCAGAGAAGGAUAAAGACGCCAAGUCUAUGAAGAUGUCGGCGUCGACAAUCGAUUACUCGCAGCCCUGGGUGCUCGGCUUCGAAUACAGCCGUCCGGAAUCAGACUUUUCGUUAGGAAUUACCGACGUCUGUCUAGCACGCGAUAUAUAUCGACAUCCAGUGCGCCAAGGCCAGCCAGGAAUGAUGUUCAACAAGAUACAUGAUAUAUACGCACUCGGUGUCGUUUUACUGGAGAUUGGGCUCUGGGAGCCAGCCAUCACACUGGAGAAAAAUCAAUUCAAGCACGCACGAGAUCCAUAUGUUAUUCAGGCACAGCUUCAAAAGCAGACAGCGCGAAGACUAGGUUCAAGAAUGGGAGAACGAUAUAAGCAAGUCGUUUUGAAAUGCUUAAGUGGAGACUUUGGUGUUGUCGAUGAUACCAAAGAGGACUUGAAGCUGCAACAAGGAUUCCGAACUCAAGUCGUAGAUGUUCUCGAGAGAGCUUCCGCUAAUGUAUGA
This is a messenger RNA of Venustampulla echinocandica, 1644 nucleotides long. RefSeq lists its product as uncharacterized. The transcript is spliced from 3 exons. Bases 1 to 1644 code for a protein of 547 amino acids. The record is from RefSeq and is a predicted model, not a curated record. Lineage: Eukaryota; Fungi; Ascomycota; Leotiomycetes; Helotiales; Pleuroascaceae.